Molecule: messenger RNA, 1929 nt
Organism: Austrofundulus limnaeus
Lineage: Eukaryota; Metazoa; Chordata; Actinopteri; Cyprinodontiformes; Rivulidae
Gene: tfb1m
Product: transcription factor B1, mitochondrial
Exons: 8
Coding region: 94-1116 (340 amino acids)
Biological process (GO): transcription initiation at mitochondrial promoter; rRNA methylation
Cellular component (GO): mitochondrial matrix
Molecular function (GO): rRNA (adenine-N6,N6-)-dimethyltransferase activity; mitochondrial transcription factor activity
Source: RefSeq, a predicted model, not a curated record
CAACGUUCUCGCAUUUGAAGCGAGAAACUAGCAUUAGCCGCUAAUGCUAACCAAACAGUGUGAGGAAAGGACAGGACAGUGUUCAUCCUCACAAUGAUGGCGUCAAGGAAAGUGGCAUCGUUGCGUCUGCCUCCGCUGCCCACAGUGGGCGAGCUGAUAAAGCUGUAUCGCCUGCGAGCUGAGAAACAGCUUUCCCAGAACUUUCUGUUGGACCUGAAUCUCACAGACAAACUAGUGCGUAGCGCUGGCAAUUUGAACGGUGCCCACGUGUGUGAGGUGGGUCCUGGCCCUGGGGGUCUCACUCGCUCCAUUCUUAAUGCUGGCGUGGCAGAUCUUUUGGUUGUGGAGAAAGAUUCACGCUUCCUCCCUGGGCUGAAGUUGUUGUCUGAGGCAGCACCCGACAGGAUGAGGAUUGCUCAUGCYGACAUACUAACUUAUAAAUUGGAAAGAAGGUUCCCAGCAGAGCUCUCUAAGCCGUGGGAGGAUGAGCCACCAAACCUCCACAUCAUUGGAAACCUGCCAUUCAACGUCUCAACCCCCCUCAUUAUUAGGUGGCUGGAAAAUAUAGCCAACAGAACCGGGCCGUUCACGUAUGGACGCACUCAACUGACGCUSACCUUCCAGAAGGAGGUGGUAGAGAGGUUGACGGCCAGCACAGGCAGCAAACAGAGGAGCCGUCUCUCCAUCAUGGCUCAGUAUCUCUGCACCGUCCACAAGUGCUUCCUCAUCCCUGGACAAGCCUUUGUUCCCAAACCAAAGGUGGAUGUGGGAGUUGUUCACUUCACCCCACUGCCUCAAGCUCAGAUUCAACAAUCCUUCAAGCUGGUGGAGAAACUCGUCAGGAACGUUUUCCAGUUCCGCAGGAAGCAUUGCCAUAAAGGAAUAGCAAUGCUGUUUCCCGAGGCGCACCGCCCCGAGAUGACGCAGGAGAUGAUGCAGAGGGCCGACGUGGACCCCGUCCUGCUUCCCACCCACCUCACCAUCCCGCACAUUCGUGCCUUAGCAGACGCUUACGCUGGGCUCUGCGCCGAGGAGCCCGGUCUCCUCAGCUACGAGUUCAGAGAGGAGCUCCGUCUGAAGCACGCGAGAAAGAAAAAACACUCAGAUUCAUCUUGAAGUGCUCCUCAAMCCUGCUGAGGAAUACUGCCAGUCAACUUUCAGAGGUGGGCAGUAGCAGAAAAAGAAAAAAAAUAAUAAUAAAAAAGCCUAAAACCAAGAGAGGCCCACAAAUAGUCUGUUAGCAGAUGGAAACAACACAUUGCUCUUAGCUCUGACAUUUCCACCUGGCAUAGGCAUGCAUUUUUAAACACUCUUCCGGCACCCAGGGAGAAAUAAGCUAUUUGAAAUACAUAAAUAGUGUAAGAGCACAAUUUUCUUGGAUGCGACAUUCGUGUUUUUUGGAAAAAGGAAAAGAAAGCAGCCCCACGCUAGCUCCUGGCGAGUAAGUGUCUCUUUAUGUCCCAGUUCUUUCUUCAUUUCCAUCCAACACCUUGUCCUGUGGGACCUGAAAGAAAUGUCAGUGCUUUCAGGGUGAUUUAGAGAACGAGAACAUGGCAGCGCCACAUCCAGGACAUUUUUUUUUUUCUUUUUCCCUUUUCAAGUGUGCAUUGCUUAGUCACUUGGGAGACGGCUCUUUAAAGGGGUAGAGAAACUGCUGUGAAUUUGUCAGCUUAAAAGAAAAAGUCUUUUGUUAAAUAAAACAAAAAAUGUUUUAAUCCUUUUUUAUAACAAUAUGUUUAUUGUGCUUUGGUUAGUUAAUGUGAGAUUAUCUCAGCUUUGUUUCUCUUCUACUGUUCAUCCAAAUAAGCUCAAUACUGUUGAGCUGUAAAGGAAGCAAAAUGAAGAAAAYGAGUUUUGUUUAUUAAGCCAGAAAUAUUUGUGUGUUAAGACGGUCAAAACGGUGAAUAAAUGUUGUUUAUUGUUUAAGGA